AUGUCAACCUCAAUGAGUCACUUCAAAUGGCAACUGGAAGCCUUAAUGAGGGAGUCCACCAUCACAACAAAACAACUCAAAAAGCAGGAUGCUGUUAUCCAGCUGCUGAAGGAUGACAAUGCUCACCUCAAAAAUGAAUAUACUCAUCUUAACAUGGACAUCCAAAAGUUCAAUGACUGCAUUUGCACCCUCACCUACAUCACCCUACGAGUUUUCCUCGAUGCAUACCUUGCUGUAAAGGGCUACAUUCAAAUGAGGUUUGAAUACCUACUAAACACGUACCAAGAUGUCAAUGUGCAUACAGUGGAAUCCUGGGAGGUAGCUUUGGCAAUUGAAGCUAUGGAUGAGGGCAAGUUGGAGUUCAGCAUGUUGUUCAAGGAAUGUAUGGGCCACCCUAUCAAGGUGGAAAUCCACAAAUGCGUUCCAUUAACAUGCAUUGAUGGGAGGGCAGCCACCUUAACUGGCCUUGGUAUGAGAACAGCCAAAAUCCAUGCAUGA
Laccaria bicolor S238N-H82 is the source of this 498-nucleotide messenger RNA. RefSeq lists its product as uncharacterized. The transcript is spliced from 4 exons. The coding region runs from base 1 to 498 and encodes 165 amino acids. NCBI's taxonomy places the organism in Eukaryota, Fungi, Basidiomycota, Agaricomycetes, Agaricales, Hydnangiaceae. The record is from RefSeq and is a predicted model, not a curated record.